CCCACUUUCUCCCCUCCCCCUUUUGCGCCUCCAAUUCCUGUCUCAUCGCUUCCGAAGCAGUCCGGUCAGCAAAAAUUUCCUCGCAAUCACUCCGUGAUAUCGUUGCAAACUAACCAGAGGUCCGCCCGUUUGUUCAGAAUCGUACGAACCCGCCUUUCAAUCCGCCAAUCAAUCCCCAAAACGAAUCAAUCUUCUAUAUCCUUCCUUUGCCAUGGCAGAUCAGGCAGUUGGUGAUUUUGGCCUCAUUGGUCUGGCCGUCAUGGGCCAGAACCUCAUCUUGAAUGCGGCAGAUCAUGGCUUCACAGUCGUAGCGUUUAACCGCACUGUAUCUAAGGUCGAUCGUUUCCUAGCAAAUGAAGCUAAAGGCAAGUCGAUCGUCGGCGCCCACUCCAUCGAGGAGUUCUGCGCAAAGCUCAAAAGACCGCGCAGAAUCAUGCUCCUAGUCAUGGCCGGAAAGCCAGUUGACGAUUUCAUCGAAUCCCUCCUACCCCAUCUCGAAGCCGGUGACAUCAUCAUUGAUGGCGGGAACUCCCACUUCCCGGACUCGAACCGCCGCACGAAAUACUUAGCCAGCAAGAACAUCCGCUUUGUGGGAUCAGGUGUCUCUGGUGGUGAGGAAGGCGCCCGAUACGGACCCAGCUUGAUGCCUGGUGGAAACGAGGAGGCCUGGCCAUACAUUAAGGAUGUCUUCCAGAGCAUUGCUGCUAAGAGUGAUGGCGAGCCCUGCUGUGACUGGGUUGGUGAUGAGGGCGCUGGCCACUAUGUGAAGAUGGUUCAUAAUGGUAUCGAAUAUGGUGAUAUGCAGCUGAUCACAGAGGCAUAUGAUAUCAUGAAGCGUGGUCUAGGCAUGACCGGAAAGGAAAUGGGCGACGUCUUCGAAAAAUGGAACAAGGGCGUCUUGGACUCCUUCCUGAUCGAAAUCACCCGCGAUGUCCUGCGCUACAAUUCCGACGAUGGUGUACCCCUAGUCGAAAAGAUCCUUGACUCUGCGGGACAAAAGGGUACUGGCAAAUGGACCGCCAUUAACGCCCUCGAUCUCGGCAUGCCUGUGACUUUGAUCGGAGAGGCAGUUUUCGCCCGCUGCCUCAGCUCUUUGAAACCAGAGCGUGUUCGGGCCAGCAAGAUUCUCCAGGGACCCACCCCAAACUUCACCGGCAACAGGGAGGAGUUCAUCGAUAACCUGGAACAGGCCCUCUAUGCAUCCAAGAUCAUUUCCUACGCCCAGGGGUUCAUGCUGAUCCAGAACGCCGCAAAAGAAUACGGCUGGAAACUAAACAAGCCCUCCAUCGCUCUAAUGUGGCGAGGCGGCUGCAUCAUCCGCUCCGUCUUCCUCAAGGACAUCACCAACGCCUACCGUAACAACCCAGACUUGGAAAACCUUCUCUUCGACGACUUCUUCAACAAGGCCAUCCACAAGGCCCAGUCGGGCUGGCGCGAUGUCGUCAGCAAGGGUGCACUAUGGGGGAAUCCCCACGCCAGCCUUCAGCACGGCUCUAAGUUUCUACGAUGGCUACCGCGCGCACGAUCUACCGGCCAACCUGCUCCAGGCUCAGCGAGAUUACUUUGGCGCGCAUACGUUCCUUAUCAAGCCAGAGUGUGCUAAUGAGAAGUAUCCUGAGGGCCAGUACCAUCAUGUCAACUGGACUGGGGCGUGGUGGUAAUGUCUCUGCUUCUACGUACCAAGCAUAGCCCAUGUAGGGAGAUGAAGCGAGAACGAGAAGGAGGCCUGAGAAGGUGGGAUCAAAGUGUGCAUUUCAUAAAUAUCAAAGUAUAAAAGCAGCCAGGAUGCCUCGGAAGUUAUUAUUGUGUAUGAGUUCAUCAAUUUAUCAUUGUGGAUAUUUUCACGCGAAUGGAAAGGGAUGUCGACGAUACCGCCGAAAUCAGAUUAUGGGCAACUGGCCUCAAGGUGAUGUGGAAGUCGAAUGCGGAAGACAGGGAGGAUGGGGGACAGCAAACCAAAGAUCAAACAAAACAGCAAUAUCAACAAAACUAUCAACAGAAUGGACAGCAAGGGAAAAGCGGGCAGGAAGGGAAAGCCAAUAAGUACUCGUACAGUAGAAGAAGAUAAUCAUAUCAGGGUUGGAGCGUCUGGAGAUGGAUUUUAAGCCAACCCACCUACAUAAUCCAAAUUGAAUAUUCCUCGUUAAGUUAAUAUUAGACGAAGACGCAAUAGCUAGCU
Histoplasma capsulatum G186AR is the source of this 2179-nucleotide messenger RNA. RefSeq names its product 6-phosphogluconate dehydrogenase. The record is from RefSeq and is a predicted model, not a curated record. Gene Ontology annotation, cellular component: cytosol. The transcript is spliced from 5 exons. Gene Ontology annotation, molecular function: phosphogluconate dehydrogenase (decarboxylating) activity; NADP binding. Gene Ontology annotation, biological process: pentose-phosphate shunt; pentose-phosphate shunt, oxidative branch. Lineage: Eukaryota; Fungi; Ascomycota; Eurotiomycetes; Onygenales; Ajellomycetaceae. Bases 212 to 1603 code for a protein of 463 amino acids.